CUGCGGUGGCUGCUGGUUCGGCUGGUGCUGUUGGUUGUGGGGCAGUGCAGCAGCAAGGGUGGAGAGCGCGGAGAACAUUUGUUGUCUUUUACUUUAAUCACCACAAUGGCAGACGUCGAAUCUUAUGAAAGUGUUCUGUUAGUGAAACAAGAAGUCUUCGUGUAUAAAAUACCGCCUCGUCAAACGAAUCGAGGAUAUAGAGCUACAGAAUGGAACCUUGAUGCCCCUCAGUGGACAGGAAGAAUGCGUUUGGUUGCUAAAGGCAAUGAUUGUACUAUGAAGCUAGAGGAUAAGAAUGGUGAAUUGUUUGCCAAGUGCCCUAUUGAGAAGUAUCCAGGGAUAGCUCUUGAGGCUGUUAGUGAUUCUUCACGAUAUUUUGUUGUUCGUAUCCAAGAUGAUGACGGACGCGCUGCUUUCAUUGGUCUUGGUUUCUCAGACCGUUCUGACAGUUUUGACCUGAAUGUUGCUCUACAAGAUCACUUCAAGUGGAUCAAAAAGUCAGAGGAAAUUGAAAAGGAAAAGGAUAGUAAGGAUGAAACACCAAAGGCAGACUUUCGUUUCAAAGAAGGAGAAACCAUAAAAAUCAACAUGAAAAUUACAAAAAAAGAUGGAAGUGAGGCCACUGUCAAGCCCAAAUCACGGCCAACUGGAAUGGGUGGCAUUUUACCUCCUCCACCUGGUGGUGUUGGAAAGAUAGCACCUCCCCCAAAAGUAACACCAACUUCAUCCCCAUCUCAUGUUGCAUCAAAUCCUGUUCCUGGGAUGGACCUCCUUAAUCUGGGUGGUCCCUCAACCACUGAAACUGCUUCAUCACCAGCUGCUGGUAACAUCGAGUCUUGGGGUGAUUUUACAACAGCCAAGCCAAACCCACCACCACAAGCCUCACCCAGCAAUCCAAAUUGGGUGCAGUUUUAGGCUUGUGACAACAAGUACCAAAUAGAACCAAGGAUUUUAGAAAAUGUUGUAGUUUUUGAACAUGUGAACUGCCUCUUUCAGACAUCUUUACAUUUUGAAGACCAUGGGUUUAAGAAUAUCAGGCUGGUGCUAUGUUUGUUUUGGAUUGUUAUUGUCACAGUACUGGGCUUCUGUUCUGAAAUCUGGUAAGCUGUUGACCCAAGACUUAAUACAAGAUGAAUGGUCUAUUGAAUCAUCAUUGUUGUUCAUGAUUGUUUCGUAUCUGGAAAUUUUAUGGUAUUAUUUCUAAACUGUGUGCAAGUUUAGUCAAAAAUCUCGAUAGGUAAUAAAAGUUUUUGACUUCAUAUUAUGUGGGUCUAGUUUGCAUAACUAGAAAUCUGCGUAGUUGUUAUAUGAAUGCUCAGUGGUAUUGUUGUGUUCAAUGCAUGUGUGAGUUGGUGUAUGUUUAUUAAUUUUCUUAUAGUUUUAGGCGUUUUCCCCCCUUGCCUGUGGAAGUGUUGUUCGCUGUGAAUUGUAUAUUUGAUCCAGGUAGAAAGUGUAAGGAAGCAUGGAUAACCAAAUUGGCUUGCCUUACUUUUCUAUUGCAAGCUACUCUCUAGUUAUAUCUGAUGUGUCUGGAGCUAAUGUGUUUGUUACUAUGGAUGUUCUCAUAUAUUGGUUGGAAUCCAUUUUAACAAACACCUUUUAUUUUCUUGUGUUUUAAACACUGUACAUAUAUAUACACCAAACUUUUUACUUUUGUUGGGCUUUGUUUAUAAGUACUUCUUAGUUUUGAUUAUUUUGAAGAUAUGUAGCAUUCAAUCUUCUGAUUGUAGUGAGGGGUAAACUUUCAUUUGCUGUAAGGAUUCUUUAAGUAGUGACCAUUGCAGGUGAUAUAAGUUAAACAUUCCACUUAUCUCACUUAUUGUCUCAAUAAUUCCACAUUACUUUGAACCUCUGCUAAAUUUUGUAUCUAAGAAAAUUAUUUUUUAAUUGGAGCUGUUCUCCAUACUAUUAUUUAGUUGAAGCUGGCGCAUAUUUUUCUAGAAUGGGUAUGGUAUCAUGAAUGUUGAUAUGGAAUGGAAAGAUUUUCAUUAAACUAUUAAUUUACAGAGAAACUGUGAUGACAAAAUGCCUAGUGGAUCAUAGUUCAAAGAAGUUUUGUUCACACAACAAAGUUGAUUUUUGAAACUUAAAUCUUUUUUUAAUUUAUUGGAAUGGUCUAUAGAAACAUCAUGCAAUGAACUGUCCUUUAUUCGAUCAAAUCCAAUACACAGUUGAAAAGUUGAACAUUAUAUUCUGUGUAAAAUGAUUAAAGUGAUUGCUGUUCAGUUAGAGUUAUUAGAUGUCAAGAUGGCAAAUUUGUACUUUGCUGGGCAUUGUCAAAAAAAGUCAUCAUUACAUUUGUGUUUUAAAAAAAUUAUAUUUUUUUAAUGGAGUCUAAUAGAGGCCUGUCGUGGAAUGUACCGUGUGGAAUGUGAAAAGUACACAUUUUGUGAGUGUAAGACAGAUGGGACUUCUGUCUUGUAAAGCUGUAAUACUGUAUCCCAAUCUGAAAGCAAUACUGAAAUGGUGACUAUUGCAGCCAUUUUGGCAGAUUGCAGUGUUUAUGGGUUUCCAUUUCCUUUCUUUUGUUCAGUCUUACUUUUCAUAGCUAAAGAAUUUAGGUUUUAUAGCAUUAUCUCAUUAUGAAUUAGUAUUUCAGACGAUAGUUGUGUUUUUUUGUUGUUUUACUGUACUUGCAGAUGACACUAUUUGGCUUGCAAUGAUAGAUGAGGUUCAACUAUAAAUUUUAAAGAGUCUCAGUGGCAUUUUUGGUCACUGAAUUAUAAAUUAAAAAAACAAGACAUCUACAAUCUGAA
Messenger RNA from Frankliniella occidentalis (western flower thrips), 2756 nucleotides. RefSeq names its product NECAP-like protein CG9132. Gene Ontology annotation, cellular component: membrane; clathrin vesicle coat. The record is from RefSeq and is a predicted model, not a curated record. The coding region runs from base 106 to 915 and encodes 269 amino acids. Gene Ontology annotation, biological process: endocytosis. NCBI's taxonomy places the organism in Eukaryota, Metazoa, Arthropoda, Insecta, Thysanoptera, Thripidae. The transcript has 5 exons.